Molecule: messenger RNA, 2142 nt
Organism: Monodelphis domestica (gray short-tailed opossum)
Lineage: Eukaryota; Metazoa; Chordata; Mammalia; Didelphimorphia; Didelphidae
Source: RefSeq, a predicted model, not a curated record
GAGUGACAGAGCUGAAGGGCUUCCUCUCACCCCGGCCGCCUGCUCAGUCCUUCACAGCUCGCUUCGCGGUGAACAAACAAGAUGGAUUUCUCCCAAUUACCCAAAAUCAGUGAUGAAGACCAUGAAUGUGCAUUUGGCUAUGUAUAUGGAGUCUCAGGACCUGUGGUCACUGCCAGUAACAUGGCCGGUGCAGCAAUGUAUGAACUGGUAAGAGUGAGCCAUAGUGAACUAGUUGGAGAGAUUAUUCGAUUGGAAGGUGAAAUGGCUACUAUCCAGGUGUAUGAAGAAACAUCUGGCGUAUCUGUUGGUGAUCCAGUACUCCGAACUGGUAAACCUCUCUCAGUGGAGCUUGGACCUGGCAUAAUGGGAUCCAUUUUUGAUGGAAUUCAGAGGCCCUUAAAAGACAUCAGCACACAAACUCAAAGCAUCUACAUUCCUAGAGGAGUCAAUAUAUCUGCUCUUAGUAAAGAUAUCAAAUGGGAUUUCACACCUUCUAAAAACUUUCGGGUUGGCAGUCAUAUCACUGGGGGUGAUAUUUAUGGAGUAGUACAUGAAAAUUCCCUCAUCGACCACAAAAUCAUGUUGCCACCACGCAGCCGAGGUACAGUGUCAUACAUUGCUCCACCUGGCAACUAUGAUACCUCGGAUGUUGUCUUGGAGCUUGAAUUUGAGGGAGUAAAAGAAAAGUUCACCAUGGUCCAAGUGUGGCCAGUCCGUCAAGUGCGUCCUGUCACUGAAAAGCUGCCAGCCAAUCACCCUCUAUUAACUGGCCAGAGAGUCCUUGAUGCACUUUUCCCAUGUGUACAAGGAGGAACUACUGCUAUCCCUGGCGCUUUUGGCUGUGGAAAAACUGUGAUAUCCCAGUCUUUAUCUAAGUAUUCCAACAGUGAUGUGAUCAUCUAUGUGGGUUGUGGAGAAAGAGGAAAUGAAAUGUCUGAAGUACUCAGAGACUUCCCAGAGUUAACAAUGGAAGUUGAUGGGAGGGUGGAGUCUAUAAUGAAGAGAACCGCUUUGGUGGCCAAUACUUCCAACAUGCCUGUGGCUGCUAGAGAAGCUUCUAUUUACACUGGAAUUACUCUGUUUGAAUAUUUCCGUGACAUGGGCUAUAAUGUCAGUAUGAUGGCUGACUCUACCUUUCGUUGGGCUGAAGCCCUUAGAGAAAUCUCAGGGCGCUUAGCUGAAAUGCCUGCUGAUAGUGGUUAUCCUGCAUAUCUUGGUGCUCGUUUGGCUUCUUUCUAUGAAAGAGCGGGCCGAGUAAAAUGUCUUGGAAAUCCAGAAAGGGAAGGGAGUGUCAGCAUUGUAGGAGCUGUUUCUCCGCCUGGUGGUGACUUCUCUGACCCUGUUACAUCUGCCACUCUUGGUAUUGUUCAGGUGUUCUGGGGCUUAGAUAAGAAAUUAGCUCAGCGUAAGCACUUCCCUUCAGUAAACUGGCUGAUCAGCUAUAGCAAGUAUACACGCGCCUUGGAUGAGUACUAUGACAAGCACUUUGCUGAAUUUGUUCCUCUGAGGACCAAGGCCAAGGAGAUCCUGCAGGAAGAAGAGGAUUUGGCAGAAAUUGUACAGCUCGUGGGGAAGGCUUCUUUAGCAGAAGGGGAUAAAAUUACUCUGGAGGUAGCAAAACUUCUCAAAGAUGAUUUCCUGCAGCAAAAUGGAUAUUCGUCUUAUGACAGGUUCUGCCCAUUCUACAAGACUGUAGGCAUACUCUCUAACAUGAUCGCUUUUUAUGAUUUGGCACGAAGAGCUAUUGAAACGACUGCCCAGAGUGAUAAUAAAAUCACUUGGGCUAUUAUCCGAGAAAAUAUGGGGGAAAUUCUCUACAGACUUACCUCCAUGAAAUUCAAGGACCCAGUGAAAGAGGGUGAAGCCAAAAUCAAGAGUGAAUAUGCUCAACUUUUUGAAGAUAUGCAGAAUGCAUUCCGAAGUCUGGAAGAUUAGAACUGUGAUUACCUUCCUCUCCUUCAGCCAGCUCAUGUCUUCUUUUCUCUUAAAUUCCACAUUUCUUUCCCUUUGCUUCCUCACUGUGUAUUGAGACCAGGACAUUUGUGUGGGUGUGUGUGUGUGUGUGUUGUGUGUGUGAUCACUUGUUUUCCUGUUCAUAUUUGGUAGGUCUUUACAUAAAGUGAACAUUCCGUGGUUUCAGUG